AACCUCUCUAUUCUCUCUUUCUCGCGGCCGCCUCUCUGUUUUCCAGAAGCUGUGCUGCUCGCAGUUCUCCACCGUUUUCCUCGCUUCACUUCACGCCUUCGCUCUCAGUUUACGAAGCCUCGCCCUCUCCUCCCUCGCCUGGCGGCCGCUGUAGCCCGGCCUGUUACUUCGGCUUAACAAGGACGCAAGGCCUUAUGAGCUACGGAUCCAAGCGCUGGAUUAAUAAAAUUUCGCUAUUGGCUUUGGAGAUCCCUCGAAGUGGUUGGACGGGACUAAAUUUAGGACGGUGAGGAGGAGGAGAUGUCUGAAGAUGAUAUUGGCAGGCUAUUUCGGAUACGAAGGACAGUGAUGCAGAUGCUGAGGGACCGUGGUUAUCUUGUUCUUGACCUUGAGAUUAACAUGAACAAGAACCAGUUCCUGGAGAAGUUUGGUGAAGGUGUGAAGCGGGAUGACCUGGUUAUCAAUAAGGCCAAGAAGAAUGAUCCUGCUGAUCAGAUUUAUGUUUUCUUUCCAAAUGAUGCAAAAGUAGGCGUUAAACAAAUAAAGCAAUAUGUUGAGCGGAUGAAAGCAGAGAAUGUCGUUAGAGGAAUAUUAGUUGUUCAGCAAGCUCUGACUCCAUUUGCAAAACAAUCGCUGACAGAAGUAGCUCAGAAGUAUUUGUUGGAGGUUUUUCAGGACGCUGAGCUUUUGGUCAACAUUAAGGAUCAUGUACUUGUUCCCGAACAUCAGGUGCUGACAAGUGAGGAAAAGAAAACAUUAUUGGAGCGUUAUACUCUAAAAGAAACUCAGCUACCUCGAAUUCAAGUUACUGAUCCAGUUGCCAGAUACUAUGGCCUGAAGCGUGGACAAGUGGUCAAGAUCAUCCGACCCAGUGAGACUGCAGGUAGAUAUGUGACAUAUCGGUAUGUCGUGUGAGUUAUGCCAUAGCUAGAAAUCCUCUGGUGAUGCUGCUUUUGGUAAACCCAAGCUAAAGACUUAUAAUAUGUAGCUAUUUAUGCACUCUAGCCUAAUGAUGUUUAAGAUCCUUGUCUGACUUAAAUAUCCUCGUUUCCCUCCUAUGUUAGUUACUGAAGUCAUAUACCUUCUUUGUUGGCAUAAGACCUAAAUGUAAUCUGUCCAUCAUAACCGUGUGAUCAGUGGGUUUUGUCCGGAAGUUGAGAAGCAACGAAUAAAGCCCUCAAUCCUGCCAUUAUAAGUAUAUAUGGUGGAUAUGGUGGUUUUGUUUUUCUGGUGCUUCAAACAUUAAUUAGUUUCCAGUAGUUUAUUUCAUGCAAGGUAA
Messenger RNA from Phoenix dactylifera (date palm), 1279 nucleotides. RefSeq names its product Eukaryotic rpb5 RNA polymerase subunit family protein (gene NRPB5). NCBI's taxonomy places the organism in Eukaryota, Viridiplantae, Streptophyta, Magnoliopsida, Arecales, Arecaceae. The record is from RefSeq and is a predicted model, not a curated record. Gene Ontology annotation, molecular function: DNA binding. Gene Ontology annotation, biological process: transcription elongation by RNA polymerase I; tRNA transcription by RNA polymerase III; transcription by RNA polymerase II. Gene Ontology annotation, cellular component: RNA polymerase III complex; RNA polymerase I complex; RNA polymerase II, core complex.